UAGUCAUGCCAUUGUACCAUCAUUCUGCUAGAGUGCACACGGCAUGAGCAGAUAUGACUGGUGAACAUGGGAAAUUCUAUGUGCACCUGUAAACUCUGCUGCCCAUGUUGCCCACCGAAGAACGGAGAGCGGACCCUCAGCCGCAAAACAGUCUUCAAGUCGAUCUACGACUAUCCCUCACGUACAAUAUGGGACCUAAAUCUGAAGAAAGGAGACAUUCUGGAGGUGACAGAAGAGACUGAGUACUGGUUGUAUGUGAGGAGACGCACAGCUAAAGGUAACGGAUCUAAAAGCUUUGUGGAGGAAAAGGGAUAUGUGCCUAAAGACUUCGUCAAACCGCUGGAUAGCGUAGAGGCCGAGCCAUGGUAUUUUGAGAGUGUUAAAACACGUAUAGAGGCCAAGAGAUGUCUUCUAAGACCAGAGAACCAAGAGGGUGCAUUUCUCAUCUGGAAGUGUGAUGAGAAUAAUCAAUAUUACUUAUCAGUGAAAAACGGCCUUCAUGCACGGCAUUACAGAGUCAAGCAGACAGAAAACGACAAGCAGUUUUUCCUUGUUCAUCACACAACCUUCCAGACCUUGCGUCAGCUGACAGAGUUUUACUCUAAACAUGAAGAUGGACUCUGUCCGAAGCUUCACGAAGCCUGUGUGAAGCUGGACCAGCCCGUUCCUCUGACUCUUUCAUUUGAUACCAAAUGGGAGAUAGACAGAAGUUCGCUUACCAAAAUAAAGAAGCUGGGCAGCGGCGAGUUUGCGGAUGUCUGGGAGGGGCUCUGGAACAACACCACAGAGGUGGCCAUCAAAGAGUUCAAAGAUGUCAACUAUUUAAAUAUCAAAACAGAGAUUGAUAUCAUGAAAGAGCUGCAUCACGACCGUUUGCUGAAGCUCUAUGCUGUGUGUACCAAUAGUGAACCCAUGUGUUUAGUCACAGAGCUCAUGAAAAAUGGCAGUUUAAAGAAAUUUCUUAUCAGCCACAAAGAGAAUCAAGACCUGGAGUUUUCACUCAUGAUGGAUUUUGCUGUACAGAUAACAGAAGGAAUGAUGUACAUUGAGAACAAAAUAGUUCACCGCGACCUGAGAGCCGAAAACAUUCUGCUUACCGACAUGCAAUGCUGCAAAAUAGCCGACUUUGGACUCGCUGAAAUUAAUCUCUCUGGAAGCCACAGAAUUUCAGCAGGUAUAAAGGUCCCUGUGAAAUGGAUGGCCCCUGAGAUUUUUGAAAACAAGGCUUACACAAGCAAAAGCGACGUCUGGUCUUUCGGCAUCCUUUUAACUGAAAUUGUGACAUACGGAGACGACCCAUACCCUGGUAUGGACAAAAUGACAUGUGUUCGGUCCAUUCAGAGAGGAGAGCGAAUGGAGAGACCGGCCGGCUGCCCUGAAGCGCUCUACGACAUUAUGCUGCUGUGCUGGAGGUCAGACCCUGAGGAGAGACCAACAUUUACGCAGCUUCGGACAAAGCUGAUGGCUCUCAUAAAUGAGCCGGAUUCUGAACUGGAGUAGAUACUAUAGAAAUUUAGACACUUUUGAGCUUUGAUUAUAUAACAAAUGCAUACAAUCACUUACAGUUUACAGAGGUAAUAGCAUAGGACAGAUCUACUGAAAUUAAUGCAAUAUGGGUGAUCCUCACGAAAAUGGAAAACAUUACCAAAAACAUUACAGUAAAAAUUAAGCAAUGCAAUGAGAAUUUAAAAUUUAAAAAAGAAAUAAAUACAUUUUGAUUUUGGCUUUUUGUGACAGGUUUCCUGAGAUUCAUCCAUAUGCAAACAUGACAUAAAUCUCUCAAACACAUGAUUAUGAAUGACUUUACUAGUAUUGCUAAUCAGUAUUACUAAAGAUGAUUAUGAAGUUUCUUACGUUUCCAAAAAGCUCUUUUAAUAUUCCCUGAUAAGCAGGAAAUAUUCCAUUGCUGACUGACAUUUUUGUGACCAAAGCUGCUGAACUAAAAAUGAUGGCUAUCUUGAUCCCAAUGUAGAAAAAACAUGUACGUCAUGUGAACUUUCAACAUUUGGUGACAGAAGUAUGAAUGUUUGAUUUUUAACCUUUUAUGUUAACUCUACAAAUUAUUGUAGGAGCAUGAAUCUUCCGUGACCUGAUAAAGAACAUUGUAACGUAAUAAUGUAAAUCUGGGCUGUUGCUACUACU
Labeo rohita (rohu) is the source of this 2142-nucleotide messenger RNA. RefSeq names its product tyrosine-protein kinase SRK3. Gene Ontology annotation, biological process: innate immune response; cell differentiation; cell surface receptor protein tyrosine kinase signaling pathway. Gene Ontology annotation, cellular component: extrinsic component of cytoplasmic side of plasma membrane. Bases 67 to 1500 code for a protein of 477 amino acids. Lineage: Eukaryota; Metazoa; Chordata; Actinopteri; Cypriniformes; Cyprinidae. Gene Ontology annotation, molecular function: signaling receptor binding; ATP binding; non-membrane spanning protein tyrosine kinase activity. The transcript has 9 exons. The record is from RefSeq and is a predicted model, not a curated record.